Messenger RNA from Ostreococcus lucimarinus CCE9901, 1779 nucleotides. RefSeq lists its product with no specific name. Gene Ontology annotation, molecular function: protein binding. The transcript has a single exon. Lineage: Eukaryota; Viridiplantae; Chlorophyta; Mamiellophyceae; Mamiellales; Bathycoccaceae. The coding region runs from base 1 to 1779 and encodes 592 amino acids. The record is from RefSeq and is a predicted model, not a curated record.
AUGACGGCGCGGCGCGAGCGCGCGCGCGCGCGGCGACGGCGCCGCGUCGCCCUCAUCGCGUGCGCGUGCGCGCUCGCGGUGAUCUGCGCGCGCGCGGUGACGCCGCGACGCGCGCGCGAGCGGCGCGCGGACGCGCGAACGCCGCGAGAACUCACGCUCGCGUCGCACGGUGCGUUUCUGGCGCUGGACGUCGAGUCGAAGGCGGCGCGCGUGAUACAUCGCGGCCGGGGGGUGUAUUACGGCACGUUCGAGGACGGAUCGUCGUCGUCGGACGCGGUGUGGGUGGCGUCGAGGCCGGAUAACGCGAAGACGCGGACGCGGACGGCGACGCGCGGGGACGCGUUGCUCAGAAUAGACGCGAAGCGGGGGGAGAUUUUAGAGGAAAGGGCGAUCGAUGCGGCGUUCACGCACGACGUCGUGCGACGAGGUGACUCGGUGUUCGUCGCCGACACUGGGAACGGGCGGAUUUUGGAGUUGGAGUAUCCGUCGAUGAGGACGCUUCGGGCGGUGGAGUUGUCGGUGAAGGCGCACGUGAAUACGCUCGCGCCGGCGGACGCGAGCGAGUACGGCGAGCACGCGGUGUGGGCGGUGCUUCAUAAUUUAGGUCCGAGCGAGGUGGCGUUGAUCGACUUGGAAACUGGGCGCGAGUUGCGACCGAGGUUGACCAGAGUGGGCACGAAGUCGCACGGGUUGGUCAUAUACGAAGAUCGAUUCAUCAUGCUGAACAGUGGAGAGGGGCAAUUGAUUUCCGUGGACCCGUCGGGUGUCGAAGAUUACGAGAUUUUAUGGACCGAUGAUUCGCGGACGUUCAUGAAAGGGUUGUGCGUGAUCGAUGACGUGGCGUUUUUCGGCGUUUCGGCGUUCGGAAGAAGAGAAGACCGAGGCGAUCCAAACAAGUCGAGCGACGUGGUGGCUUUCGAUCUCGUUCGUAAGCGCGAGCUCUGGCGACAGACCGUGAUGACGCACGGAUUGCUCAACGUCAUCGCCGCGCCGCAAAUAGAGUCGAGCACUUGGUCGCACGCACAUUGGAAUGCAAACUCGCCGUCGUUGUACGCCGAAUGGAUUCCUCUGGCGGCGAAGCAAACGAACAAUUGUGAAGCGACCGAUCGGAAUUCCUUGCUGUUGACGUACGACGACGUCGAUGUACAUCUGCUUCGUGAUUACAUUCAAGGCCUCCCUCGCGACGUGUUCAAAGAGUCUGGCAAAAACGGAAACGCUUUGUUGGGUGGGAGAGACGGCAACAUGCAAAAGUUCAAGCCAAACGUCGAUGGCAUGCUCUUGUUUUUCUCAGAUCGAGGUGGCGAACACGUUUUUGAGUUUCCAUUUUGGAAACGUCUCGAGCCGUACGUGCAACCUGUGCUGAUUGAUUUGUUCACCGAUCAACUCGGCGUCUCGGAUCCGUUACGACACGUGAUACGGCUACAGCUGGCGGUGAUGAAUCCUGGUUCUGAAAUUUUGCCACACGUGGAUACGGGCGACUGGGCGAGAAGACACCAUCGAUUUCACGUUCCAAUCAUAGUCCCGCAAAACGCUGGAGCGGUGGAAUUCGUCAUGAUGCCAGAAUCCGGUCAGGAAAUCGCCGUUCCGCUCAUCGAAGGUCGUCCAUUUGAGAUAAACAACGCGGUGACGCAUCGAGUACGGAACAGCGCCUCGUCUUGGCGCAUCCACUUACUCGUCGACUUUAGCGAGCAACCGACGGCGAAGAGGCACGUGCUCAAGCCUGGGGACGUUUGUGACUACGCCAAAAUGGGCAGCGGUCGGUGUGUGGCUGUCACUUAG